UUGGCUCCCCUUUCCCUCUCUCCUGCUUCAGCAGUUCAGCUUUUGUCCCGCUCCAGACUUGCACUCUCACUCUCCAUCUCUCUCUUUUUACAAGUGUGUAUUCCUAUAUGGUUAUAUAUCUUAAGACCCUUUGAUUUGUAGAGGUGGGGAGGGGGAUCUAUAGAGGAUGAAAGGUCCAUUUGGUGCAGUGGUAGGGAAUGGUGAAGUGGACGGUGGCAGUGGGGGUAUUGUAAAAGGCAAGAGGAAAUGCAGAGAUGUGGCGUUUCUGGUCAUCUUCAUUGCCUUCUGGGUGGCUAUGAUUGUCAAUUCCAGCUUUGGGUUCAACCAAGGAAACCCAUUGAGGCUAACUUAUGACCUGGACUAUAAAGGCAACAUUUGCAAUGACAGACAUGCAGAACUUGACCUUCGUGAGUUGGAACUCAGAUAUUGGUUAAACCCGAAUGUGGUUUUUCAAAGUGGGUUGAAGGGCAGCCAUGUCCAGCUUGCCAAUGCCCGAAGUAUUUGCUUGAUGGACUGCCCUAAUCCCUCAGAAGACUCGCUAUUUUGGGUCUGUGACUAUCCAGAGGGUGACAUUCAUCUCUCUGUUGAUGACUGGAUUGAUAGAAACUAUGAUUAUUUUGAGGACCUUACUCCUGAUUUAAGGAACACUUCUCUUCUGCUUCAGGGUCCUUGCUACCCAGUCUUAUUUCCUACUGUUAAUGUUUAUAAGAGCUGUCAAAUUAUCACCCGUGCAUCAAAUGUGUCUUUGCGGCAUUGGAAGGAGAUGGGUGGAGUAGACAUUAUAGAAGAAAUUGUAAUAGAUAAAUACAUUCACAAUUCCAUAAACUCGCUGUCAUCUGUCCUAAAGAGAUAUAUAGCUGAUGUUGCAAAAUCAUGGCCUGUCUUGAUUGUUUGUGGAGGAAUUUUGCCAGUAUUCCUGUCAAUUAUAUGGCUUUUGAUGAUCCAUCACUUUGUUGCUGCUAUGCCAUGGAUAACAGUUAUCCUUUUCAAUAUCCUCGUUAUAUCAGUUACAAUGUUCUACUACUUAAAAGCGGGAUGGAUUGGAAAUGAUGCGAUAUCCCCCAUAAUUGGACAACAUGAUCCAUAUUAUCAUGUAUCUGCGAGGGAGGUAACUCAUCUCCAUGUUGCUGCAAUUAUUAUGACUGCCGUCAUGAUUAUUGCCUUUUUAUCAUCUAUUGCCAUAGUCCGACGUAUACUUAUGGCAACAUCUGUUUUGAAGGUUGCUGCAAAAGUCAUUGAAGUAAAAGCGCUAAUAAUCUUCCCCAUAAUUCCAUAUGCUGUCCUUGCAAUCUUUUACACGUUUUGGUUCUCGGCUGCUUUCCAUCUUUUCAGUUCUGGGCGGGUUGUCCAGAAUGAAUGUAGCGCUAAUUGCUGUGCUUAUGAUCUUAAAGCAAAACGGGUGAGCUGUGAUGGUUGCUGUGGCUAUAGCAUCCAACAGACUCCACAUAUUGCCGCUGCAAUUCUUUUCCACGUAUUUGGCUGCUACUGGGCUACACAGUUUUUUGUGGCAUGCUCUUCUGCUAUUGUUGCAGGAUCAGUUGCUUCAUAUUAUUGGUCUCGAGGCAAAACAUCGCCAGAGAGUCCAUUUGUCUCAGUUUUCUCCUCAACGAAGGAGCUUCUACGCUACAGCAUUGGGUCUGUUGCUCUUGGUUCUUUGAUAGUAUCCUUAGUUGAGUCUAUCCGGUUCAUACUUGAAGCACUUCGUCGCAAACUUAAAGCGUCUAGUUCUACAUCAGAAAACUGGGCGGGGAGGAUGGUGUUUUAUACCUCUCAGGGUUGCUUAAAGUGCAUUAGCUGGAUCGUCAAAUCUGUGAACCGUAAUGCUUAUGUAAUGAUAGCUAUUACGGGAAAGAGCUUCUUUAAAGCUUCUGAGACAGCCACAGAACUCAUUAUAGGUAACAUCCUUCAGAUAGGAAAGGUGAAUGUUAUUGGUGAUGUUGUCCUCUUUCUCGGGAAACUAUGCGUGAGUCUUGCAAGUGCACUUUUCGGCUUUCUCAUGCUGGAUGCUCACAAGUACAAGUCCACACAUCACAAGAUCUCCUCCCCGCUAUUUCCUGUGCUGGUAUGCUGGAGCCUCGGGUAUGUUGUGGCUUCCCUUUUCUUUGCAGUGGUGGAGAUGUCAAUCGAUACCAUCAUCCUUUCGUUUUGCCAAGACUCUGAAUUGCACCAUGGAACUGCCCAAUACGCCCAUCCUUUGCUAAUUCAGACUUUAAAUGACCAAAAUGAGAUGCAAGGACUUGCAGAAUGAUCAUUUUGAUGCAAAACCGCAUCAUGUCAGGUAAAAUAUGGAGUGAUGGAAUGGAAUGGUUAUAACCAUGUUGUGCUCAAAUGUAUGCAUUUUAGAGGUAAACUGCUUCUAAUAAAUGCUAUAUUCCUUGAACAAAAAUAUUAGAAGUAUAUGUAUGAGUAGGAGGCAGAAAUGUUGUACCUAUGAGCUACUCUUGUACAUUAGUAGGUUUCUCUUUUCAACACCAUACAUACAAUCUAUCAAAGUAUUAGUGGGAAUCAUUCCAGUUUC
Ipomoea triloba (trilobed morning glory) is the source of this 2518-nucleotide messenger RNA. RefSeq names its product choline transporter protein 1-like. The coding region runs from base 167 to 2248 and encodes 693 amino acids. Gene Ontology annotation, biological process: transmembrane transport. Gene Ontology annotation, molecular function: transmembrane transporter activity. The record is from RefSeq and is a predicted model, not a curated record. Gene Ontology annotation, cellular component: membrane. Lineage: Eukaryota; Viridiplantae; Streptophyta; Magnoliopsida; Solanales; Convolvulaceae. The transcript is spliced from 10 exons.